GGUGUUCCUUACAACGUUAUAUCCGGGAUCCAUUGUGACAUCAAUGAAGAAUAGUCAAGAAAAGCGCAUAGUGUGGAUUGUUAUAAUAGUGUGAAAGGUCACGCAUCAAAAAUAGUUUCUGAUUUGCCAUGUUAUUUCCGGCUAGUUUCAUCUUCAUAUCACAUAUCUACCUAUCAUCAGCAGCAUGUUAUGUUGGGACAACACCACAUAUAAGAUCUCUUUUAAUUAAUCGUUGUUUAGAAUAUCAAAUGACAGUUCAGCCAUCUAUAUUUUGUAAUCAACGCAGAAACUGUACUUUAAUAGCAGAUCAGUUUUUAGAAUCAUUCCGUUUUCAAGAAACAUGCAACGUGUCAUCCUUACGUUUUGGACAAUACCUGGAAUUAACCCACCACGAUACGCCACCAAAUAUGGUUUUAUUCUGGGAAGAUGUCUACCCUGCAGUUAAAAUGUACAGCAAUAAUGGUAGAAGACUAAUGCCGAUAUCAGACACAUUUUACGGUUAUCUACCCGACGAUGUAUUUUUCUGUGCGACAACAGAAACCCCGGGAAUUAUCUUUAAUGAGACAUGUCCUAAUUUCAGCGAUACAAAAACAUGUCCACAAAAUGCUGAAUAUUCCUUUUGGGUAGCGGCUUCCCAACAGUAUGCUUCUAGUGCUGUUGGCAAAGUACACAUCAUGUUCAACUCUUCAAUGGAGACACCCUUUGUGAAUGAUUCAUUUUUCGCCACAUGGGAAUUACCUAAUAUAAACUCUACUACUGUGACAUCGGCUGAGAUACUCUUAGUUCAUUAUCCUGGACAGUCAGUUCGUUCCAAAUGCUCAGGCCAGUCAAUUACAGAGUUAAAGAACAAGUUGCAGGAAAGAGGCAUUACCACUGUAUGCCAUGAUUCCCCCAGAAGAGUGCAGUUGGUAUUUUGUGGUGAUUAUCCAGACAACAAAGAAUGUUUGUCUCUUAUUUCCAGUUCAUCUCCAAACAUAACCCCAUCUCUAAUAUUCUUUUCAUAUUCAUUGCUUUUAUAUUACUAUAUUUAAAUAAUUAGAUAUGUUAUUGUUCUAAUAUUUCAUAACGAGAGCCCGUUUUUAAUUAAUUAGAUUUAUAAAAUGUUGGGAAUAGCCAUAACGCAAAUUAUAUCUGCAUGUUAUGUUAUUGUUCUAGUAUUCUUUUUAUAUCCAUUGCUUUUAUAUUACUAUAUUUAAAUAUUUAGAUAUGUUAUUGUUCUAAUAUUUCAUAACAAGGGCCCGUUUUUAAUUAAUUAGAUUUAUAAAAUGUUGGGAAUAGCCAUAACGCUAAUGAUGUCUGCAUAUUGUUCUAGUAUUCUUUUUAUAUUCAUUGCUUUUAUAUUACUAUAUUUAAGUAUUUAGAUAUGUUAUUGUUUUAAUAUUUCAUAACAAGAGCCCGUUUUUAAUUAAUUAGAUUUAUAAAAUGUUGGGAAUAGCCAUAACGCUAAUGAUGUCUGCAUAUUAUGUUAUUGUUCUAGUAUUCUUUUUAUAUUCACUGCUUUUAUAUUACCAUAUUUAAAUAAUUAGAUAUGUUAUUGUUUUAAUAUUUCAUAACAAAGAGUCAGUUUUAAUUAAUUAGUUUUAUAAAAUGUUAGAAAUAGCUAUAACGCUAAUGAUGUCUAUAUGUAAGUCGACAUUAAAAUAUCUAAAGUUGAUAA
Patella vulgata (common limpet) is the source of this 1657-nucleotide messenger RNA. Its product is annotated as ADP-ribosyl cyclase/cyclic ADP-ribose hydrolase. NCBI's taxonomy places the organism in Eukaryota, Metazoa, Mollusca, Gastropoda, Patellidae. Bases 129 to 1031 code for a protein of 300 amino acids. The transcript has 9 exons. The record is from RefSeq and is a predicted model, not a curated record. Gene Ontology annotation, cellular component: plasma membrane. Gene Ontology annotation, molecular function: phosphorus-oxygen lyase activity; NAD+ nucleosidase activity. Gene Ontology annotation, biological process: positive regulation of B cell proliferation.